Molecule: messenger RNA, 1692 nt
Organism: Tachysurus vachellii
Lineage: Eukaryota; Metazoa; Chordata; Actinopteri; Siluriformes; Bagridae
Product: pleckstrin homology domain-containing family S member 1-like
Exons: 8
Coding region: 697-1236 (179 amino acids)
Source: RefSeq, a predicted model, not a curated record
ACAUUGGUGGGAACAUUGUGUGUGCAAGAAUGGAAGAAGAGAAGAAAGAAAGAGGGAGCUGAAGUCCAGAAACACAGCCAGCAUUCUAAACAAGUGCAGGGAGGCAAGAUCAAGAUACACAACUGCUGACCUGAUGUGUGCCAUCAUGUUUAUAGAUGUUUGACUAUAAACUGACACUAGACAUUUAUAAGAUGUCUGGAAAUUAUGGCAGGGGGUCGUUAAAGGCCGAACAGGUGUCUGUUAACACUGCUGGUUCCCUCACUGCUCUCUCCUGUGUACAACAUUGAUGCUUUGCAAUUCCAAAUCUGCCAAGCACCGAAACAGCAUGGGAUCAGAUUUCAUAAAACAAGGAAGUAUAGCUCUGUAAAAAAUACCCUGUGGUGAUAUAACUUUGAUAAUGUAGAAUGUGGUAGAAUGUUUAACCACAACAUGGGGAGGGUUUUCUUUUUCCUCUGUCAUCAGAGUGUAGGUUAAAUCUUACCAAACACUCUUCUAUCUCUUCCCCAGUGUGGAUGUUCACAACAGUAAUGACCAGCUGCGUCCGGUAAAGCAGCAUUUUCUGCAUUUUUCUGGAAAGCAGGAAAUCUUUUUCAGGAAUUUUAAUGUCACAAAGCUCACUCUCUAGUUAAUUCUGAUGUUUCUCAGCCAUCCACAAUACAAAAUACAACAGCAUCACAUUGUUCUACAGAACUCGAAAUGGCAUUAAGUGAAGAAAAGGAGGAGUUAUGUGCUGGUUACCUGUAUAAGUCCCCUAAAGCAUCCCAGUUUAAAAUACAGAAAUCAUGGAAGCGGAGGUAUUUUGUUCUUGUGAAGAAAAAUAAAACUACAUGCCAUCUUGAUUAUUUUAAAAGUGAAGAAAUGAAGAACAGUGAAUCACUUGGAGCCAUUGAUCUGUCUCAGGUCUCGUGGAUGUUUCUGAAUCCUGAGAACCAUUCUAUGUGGAAUUGGGUCCAUGAGAGUUUCAGAUGCUCUCCCUCUUGUGUUCUUUUUAUGAAAGUGGCAGACAGAGACUAUUUUCUCAUUGGAGAAACCAGUUCAGAGAUUGAAAGGUGGUUCAGUGCCUUAUAUGAGGCUAUGCAUAAUCGUCCUCACAAGCAGCUUGAGCUUACGGAAGCCAGGGGAAUCAGAGACAUAAGUGCACCUCCGUAUUCAGUAAUUACAGACCAGAGGGUUGAGUGGAAAUUAGAUGCAAGUUCAGACUCACAACCAAAGACGAACAACAUGAAAGAGAAAUAAACUGAAGAAAGGUUUCCCAAGAAGAGGCCCAGUGGACAAUAUUCCCACUGGAUGGCUCAAAUGGUUAAGCUAGGAUAUGCAAGGAAAAAGAAUUUUGCUGUAAUGUAUGUGUGCCAAUAAUAAAGACUUCUUCUUCUAGAUGGUUACAGCAGAAUUAAUGAUGAUAAUAAAUUCUCAAUCAAAUAUGUAAGUGAAAAAUUGUUAGUCUUCUUCCAAUGUUAGACUACGAAAUAUCCUCAUGUACUUACAGUAAGUGUCUUUCUAUAGAGGGCCCAGGAUCGUGUGUAUGAUGAAAAUAAUUAAAGCAUGAAUAAAAAAAGAGGGCCAAGGUAUAAUCAUGUGUAUGAUGAAAAUAAUUAAAGCAUGAAUAAAAACUGAAAUGAAAUGUAUUAGGAUAAGAUUGAUAUUGUCAGGUUUAUAUUAUAAUUCAUUUAAUAAAAUAUAACUUGUCUCAUA